This is a messenger RNA of Phaeodactylum tricornutum CCAP 1055/1, 1471 nucleotides long. RefSeq lists its product with no specific name. The record is from RefSeq and is a predicted model, not a curated record. The coding region runs from base 158 to 1471 and encodes 437 amino acids. The transcript has a single exon. Gene Ontology annotation, molecular function: mRNA binding. NCBI's taxonomy places the organism in Eukaryota, Bacillariophyta, Bacillariophyceae, Surirellales, Neidiaceae. Gene Ontology annotation, biological process: regulation of gene expression. Gene Ontology annotation, cellular component: cytoplasm; nucleus.
GGCCGGGCCUCGCCUCACUUACAGUUACCGCCACAACUGUCGGUUCUUCUCUUUGGUAGAGGUGUUGCUAUUUCGUCUCUUUCGUAGUGGAUAACGACAAGUGCUCUUUGCUUCUUGCCACGGCUCCAGUGUGACGAUUGACUGUGAAUCGUCACGUAUGACGACGACAACGUCCGGGGCAGUGGCACCCGCACCCAGCGGGGCGAGCCAUUCGACCAAGCCGCGUCGUCGGGACAACAGCAACAACAACAAGGCUAUUAACCAGAGUGGUUCUGGUAUGGAUGGUGCUCCUACGUCUGCUGCUGUUGCUACUGGUACUGCUGGUGCUACUACUCCCAGUGGAACAACAGCUCCACCAACGCUGGAUACCGACGAAGGCACGCUCCGGGCCAUUCUUGCACAGCACGCUCCCACAGUCCUUGCUGCACACAUUGUCACCGCCACAAUCUACAUUCCCACCGCUACUGUCGGAGCCGUCAUUGGACGCAAAGGACAGAACAUUGUGGCUCUGCAAAAACGUGCCGCCGCCGUCCAAGUUUCCUCUGCCGCCAAGCACCGUCCCCACGCGAAUUCCAAUCCACUCCCCGUACGCGUCGCCGUCGUCCACGCCGACCAAAAGACCGUUGCGGCACUGCCUUCCACCGUUACUCCUCUCGACAAUUCCCAACCCCGCCUCUGGACUCCCGUCGUCGUGCGCGCCGAUCCCGUCGCCCUUGGAGUCGUGGCUGCACAAAUUGCCCGUGACGUUGCCUCCACCACCGCACCGUCCCAGAAUACCGCGACGAUAGACGAGGUUGUUUUGGAUGUUCCGCUGCACGCUCGCUGGUCGUAUCCCGACGUACUCGUGGGGCCCGACGGCACGACGCUCGCACAAUUGUCCGCCGAUACCCACGUACGCAUACACGUGCCCCCGCACCACGCGCCCCCACGACGAAUGUCGGAUGGUACGGUGGUGAAUCACGUCGUCCAACUCGAAGGCGACUGGCCAAACGUACACGCGUGUUUGGCCAGAAUGAUUCUGCUACUCGCAACCCAAACCGACGCGGCGCCCACGGCCGGUACCGAUACCGGUGGCGUCCACACCGAUCGAUCGCUACCAUCCGAUCACCAGUAUCCCUAUCAGGCAACUAUCUCGGUGCCACUCCUGCCUUCGCAAAUGAAAUUGCGCGGCCUCAAACGGAAACACGCGUGUCGCUUUCACAAGAAGAAGCGUCACGACCAAGGCUGGGAUCUGACACUGCUCGCCGACUCCAACUCGACCAUGGACGCGGUCCGGGCGGUUUUGGAAAAGUGGCGGGACUCGGUCGCGGAUACGACUGGGGACCACGACGAGGAUGCGGAGGAUGCCGUCCGGUCGCAGACACCGUCAAAGCGGACGCACGGCCGGGGAGGACGAGGAUCCCGCGGGCGCUCGAACAGCGGCAACGCGGCCCCUCGGACCAAUCUGCCGAAUCGCGGGACCCAUCAGUGA